Molecule: messenger RNA, 1921 nt
Organism: Drosophila virilis
Lineage: Eukaryota; Metazoa; Arthropoda; Insecta; Diptera; Drosophilidae
Gene: Cyp4d1
Product: Cytochrome P450 4d1
Molecular function (GO): heme binding; oxidoreductase activity, acting on paired donors, with incorporation or reduction of molecular oxygen; iron ion binding
Source: RefSeq, a predicted model, not a curated record
CUUGUUAACUCGUCACCGUCCAACGAUUGGGCAAAGUGCAGCCGGGCGGGCGGCUCGUAAAGAUGCUCUCACAGCGAUUAGAUAGCCGGGAACUCGAGCAGUCACUAAGUGUGUCCGUGCCGAUGGCAGUUUGUGGAUAAGCAGCGAUUAGAUUUGUGUCCAUAAAUAUUGCUAAUGUUGACGCCGACCAAAAUAGCUGCAAAUGGAGCAAUUGAAGGGGUUUGGACUAGAUAUAGCUAAUGAUCGUUGUUUUGGGCUUUAGUGUAGAAUUGCGUUGCGAGUGCUGCAGUGGAAUGUUUCUAGCACUGGGUCUCUUCUUGGCCAGCGCCCUCUUUUUGGGUUUGCUCAUCUACCAGCUGAAGUUCAAGCAUCUCAUCGAGGUGACUCGCGAUUUGGCCAGCCCGCCUGCGUGGCCGCUAUUGGGUCAUGGCCAUCAUUUUAUUGGCAAGGAACCGCACGAGAUGAUGCAAACACUUGACGAUUUCAUGAGACUCUAUGCCAGGGAUGAGACGCUCAAAGUGUGGCUGGGUCCAGAGCUGAACAUGCUGAUGGCCAAUCCCAAAGAUGUGGAGCUUGUGCUGGGCACACUUCGCUUCAAUGACAAGGCCGGCGAGUACAAGGCCCUGGAGCCGUGGCUCAAGGAGGGUCUGCUCGUCAGUCGCGGCCGCAAAUGGCAUAAGCGCCGCAAGAUCAUAACGCCCGCCUUCCAUUUCAAGAUUCUCGAACAGUUUGUCGAUAUUUUUGAGCGUGAAUCGCGUGUGCUUUUGCACAAUUUGGAUAAGGAACGCCAGCGGCAGGGCCAGACUGGCUUUAAUCUAUACGAUUGGAUCAAUCUCUGCACCAUGGACACCAUUUGUGAAACUGCCAUGGGCGUCUCCAUCAAUGCACAGACGAACGUGGACUCGGAGUAUGUGCGCGCGGUGAAGACCAUUUCGAUGGUGCUUCACAAGCGCAUGUUCAACAUAUUCUAUCGGUUCGAGCUGACCUACAUGCUGACACCGCUGGCUCGGGCCGAGCGCCGAGCGUUGAAUGUGCUGCACAACUUUACGGAGAAGAUCAUUGUGCAGCGGCGCGAGGAGCUGCUGCGUGCGAGCAAUGCCGGCGAGCCUAGUGCACAGAGUGCGGACGAUGCUGACGUUGGUGCUAAGCGUAAGAUGGCCUUUCUGGACAUAUUGCUGCAGUCGAGCAUUGAUGACAAGCCGCUGACCAAUCUGGACAUACGCGAGGAGGUGGACACCUUUAUGUUCGAGGGCCAUGAUACCACCUCCUCGGCCAUUAUGUUCUUCUUUUACAACAUUGCCACGUAUCCGGAAUGCCAGCGCAAGUGCGUUGAUGAGAUUAUCUCGGUGCUGGGCAGGGAUAAGGCGACGCCCGUCACAUACGAUCUGCUCAAUAAGCUACACUAUGUCGAUCUAUGCAUCAAGGAGACGCUGCGCAUGUAUCCGUCGGUGCCACUGCUGGGACGCAAGGUGCUCGAGGAGUGCGAAAUAAAUGGCAAGAUCAUUCCAGCCGGCACCAACAUUGGCAUUUCCCCCUUAUAUUUGGGACGGCGCGAGGAGCUCUUUAGCGAACCGGACACAUUCAUACCGGAGCGUUUCGAUGUUGUCACCAGCGCCGAGAAGCUCAAUCCGUAUGCCUAUAUACCCUUCUCGGCGGGGCCGCGUAACUGCAUUGGCCAGAAGUUUGCCACACUGGAGAUUAAGGCCAUUGUCGCGAAUGUGCUGCGGCACUUUGAAAUUGAAUUUGUGGGCAAUACCGCAGAGCCGCCAGUGCUCAUUGCUGAGCUGAUCCUGCGCACCAAGGAUCCACUCAUGUUCAAGCUCAAAGAGCGCAUUAUUUAAAGACGCCUUCAUGUUGUUUUUGUUCCGUUAAAAUAUUGCAAUAGAGAUGCGUGUGGAUAUAUAAUAAAUACUGAAAACUA